UCCCACACGGAGAUGGGGAUGGCCAUGCCCGUGCUGAUGCCGUCGGCCGUCGGUGAGAGCAUCACCGUCAACAACGGCUCCAGCGACCUCUCCAGGAGCUUCUCCAUGAGCUCCUCGGGUGACACCAACUCCAACAUCAUGUUCUUCACGCCCGGAAGCAAAAAAGCGAAGGUGCUCAUCGACAGCGACGAUGGCAUGGUCACCAGCCUCAGCAAAAUCGAAUCCCAAGUAGGACAAGCUUCACAUUUUGGCAUGUCAACCACGUCUUUAGACAUGUCCGGCAUGGACGACUAUCUGCAGCUGCAGCAAUACUUCAUCGCCUACACAGUCUGCACCAAGCGUGGCUGCGCCACUCACCCACGAAGCAUCGCUGAGAGGAUUAGAAAGAAGAGCAAGGAAUAGCAAGAGGCUAAGGAGGCUGCAAGACCUCGUGCCCAAUAUGGACAAGGUAACUAAAUCAGUUGAAUUGAUGCACACUGUCAAUUCUGUCACCAUAAAGUUGGGUGCCAUCUGGCAUCUGCAGAGUAUCAAAGCUUCUUCUAGAUCAAAGAAAGCUAAUCCAGAAUCAACCAUAGUCAGUGCAAGAAGGUUAUA
Messenger RNA from Triticum dicoccoides, 594 nucleotides. Its product is annotated as transcription factor bHLH81-like. The transcript is spliced from 3 exons. Lineage: Eukaryota; Viridiplantae; Streptophyta; Magnoliopsida; Poales; Poaceae. The record is from RefSeq and is a predicted model, not a curated record. Bases 13 to 402 code for a protein of 129 amino acids.